Coregonus sp. 'balchen' is the source of this 14320-nucleotide messenger RNA. NCBI's taxonomy places the organism in Eukaryota, Metazoa, Chordata, Actinopteri, Salmoniformes, Salmonidae. The record is from the annotation of a GenBank genome assembly.
GAGAGCGUCGUUCAGCAAACAUGGCGGCCUCCAAUGGGAGAACCGUGGGAUCUUUUCUCUGGAAAUGCGGCAAUUGCUGCUACAAUUUUAACACAGUCUCGUCAAAUUUAACACGUCAGGUAAAGCCAAGAGUUUCAUUCGGCAUGUUUUCACUUUUUCACGUUAAUGACAACGGGGCUGCACGAGUUGCACUGCAGAGAAGGGCUGAGUCGUCCUUGAAUUAGCUAAGCGCUAGCAGCAAUGCACUGCCUUGUCAGCUGGCUCACAUGUAAACUGUCAUUGAAGUUAGACAGUCAGCUAGUUGACGUUCUAGAUAUUGUUCUUCUUGUCUCAACAUGCAUGCCAUAAUGGACAUAGCUAGCUACAUGAACAUAGUGGUCAUACAAGUCGCAAUAUUUUGGUUUAGUAGAACGUUAGUUAGCUAAGCCUCCAGAACUUGUUUAUAUAGCUAGCUCGCUAGCUAUACUAUGUUAGCCCAAUGUGAGUCCCAUGUACUAGUGGAUACCUUGCUGUCAAAUGCACAUCAGUUGGUCUAUUUGUCAAUGCCAAAUCGCACCCUUUCAGACUAAUUUAAUGCACCUAAAAUACCAGAGCCACCUGCAGAGAUUGUCUAUUAGCCAAGAUAACUGACAUUAAUCUAUCCCUGUCAAAACCAAGGCCCAGGGUUAUAAAAGCACCAGUUCUAUACUACAGUAUGUAUCCUAACAUAAGAACCUCCUCUCUCCCCCACCCCAGGUGCUGUCCAGACAGCUAUGUGUGAGCUCUGUGCUCCACAGGAAGAACCUGGCUGCAGCAGGCCCAGAGAAGUUCUCAGAGGAGUUCAUCAAGAAGCAGGUGGAGGAGUUCAACAUCGGGAAGAGACAUCUAGCCAACAUGAUGGGAGAGGACCCUGAGACCUUCACUCAGGGGGACAUUGAUGUAAGAAAGACUGCACUGAUGUGUAACGAGGGGUGUACAACUCCUAUCUUUUGCUGGGGGGAUGCAGUGUAAACGCUAGAGGGAUGCAGUGUAAUGCUGUUUUUUGUCCUUACCCUACAUUUACAUUUACAUUUACGUCAUUUAGCAGACACUCUUAUCCAGAGCGACUUACCCUACAAUCAGAGACUGAUUCAUACCUCAAUAAGUCUAUGGUGUCCACCCUCAAAACUCAAUUGAGAUAUGCAUGGCACCUUAUUUAGAGUAGAUAAAUUAUGCUAUCUUUCACAGAGGAGAUGUCGCAUGCAUUUAAGGUGGUUUUCCAGCUAUAUUAGCCUAAUUCCCCAACAGUAGUUGAGAACCCACUCUGGUCUGUCUCCACAUGCCAUCAGCAGCAUCUGGUGGAGCCGAUCACACAGACAGACACUCUAACAGUCACCAGCAGAGGCCAGCACUGUGUAAUGUGGUGUGUCCAGUCUAUUAGCAACGCCUAACACACACACACAGACAUCUCAUGUUUUAUUCAUUAUGAAGGGAGAAUGCAUUAGCUUCAUUUGCCCCACUCAUUUAGUUUGAUUUCCCAUGAUUCUUCACUUCCUGGCGGUCUCUAAACCUCAUUCUAUGUAAUGAACAGAACUGUUAGCACUUAGCUGUGUAAAACAGUUUGUGGUCAUACGCACAUCCUUAAAACACCUAGGUGCUGGGCUAAGGAAGUAUAAUUGAAAUGAACAGAAAGUCCCUCACACUGAAUUUUCCCCCAAUUACUACCUUUAAUGACAACGUUUCGAUCCAACACGGAUCUUCGUCAGGUCAAGCAGACUGCGUGAUCCCAUCCCCAAAUAUAUCCACAUUUCACCCCACAUAGUCAUUCGUGGGUUUGUAUGCUAUACAACACAUGGCUUUACAAAAAGCAACACUUUAUGCAUAUUAAAUAAUCAGUGAGGUAGGUACAUCAAUAAUUAAAUUAAUAUGUACAAUCAGGCCGGGUUUGAACCUAGACAGCAGUAAGGGAAGAUUACAUUAAAAACUCAAACACCCACCCACUUUACCAUUAUGCGUGGGACGCACCGUAGCCGUGCAUAUAAUUAGAGUGACCUACAGUACCAGUCAAAAGUUUGGACAUACCUACUCAUUCCAGGGUUUUUCUUUAUUUUUACUAUUUUGUACAUUGUAGAAUAAUAGUGAAGACAUCAAAACUAUGAAAAAACACAAAUGGAAUCAUGUAGUAACCAAAAAAGUGUUAAACAAAUCAAAAUAUAUUUUAUAUUUGAGAUUCUUCAAAUAGCCACCCUUUGCCUUGAUGACAGCUUUGCACAUUCUUGGCAUUCUCUCAAACAGCUUCAUGAGGUAGUCACCUGGAAUGCAUUUCAAUUAACAGGUGUGCCUUCUUAAAAGUUAAUUUGUGGAAUUUCUUUCCUUCUGAAUGCAUUUGAGCCAAUCAGUUUUGUUGUGACAAGGUAUGGGGGUAUACAGAAGAUAGCCCUAUUUGGUAAAAGACCAAGUCCAUAUUAUGGCAAGAAUAGCUCAAAUAAGCAAAGAGAAACGACAGUCCAUUAUUACUUUAAAACAUGAAGGUCAGUCAAUCCGUAACAUUUCAAGGAUGUCAUACGCACAUCCUUAAAACACCUAGGUGCUGGGCUAAGGAAGUAUAAUUGAAAUGAACAGAAAGUCCCUCACACUGAAUUUUCCCCCAAUUACUACCUUUAAUGACAACGUUUCGAUCCAACACGGAUCUUCGUCAGGUCAAGCAGACUGCGUGAUCCCAUCCCCAAAUAUAUCCACAUUUCACCCCACAUAGUAAUUCGUGGGUUUGUAUGCUAUACAACACAUGGCUGUACAAAAAGCAACACUUUAUGCAUAUUAAAUAAUCAGUGAGGUAGGUACAUCAAUAAUUAAAUUAAUAUGUACAAUCAGGCCGGGUUUGAACCUAGACAGCAGUAAGGGAAGAUUACAUUAAAAACUCAAACACCCACCCACUUUACCAUUAUGCGUGGGACGCACCGUGGUCGUGCAUAUAAUUAGAGUGACCUACAGUACCAGUCAAAAGUUUGGACAUACCUACUCAUUCCAGGGUUUUUCUUUAUUUUUACUAUUUUGUACAUUGUAGAAUAAUAGUGAAGACAUCAAAACUAUGAAAAAACACAAAUGGAAUCAUGUAGUAACCAAAAAAGUGUUAAACAAAUCAAAAUAUAUUUUAUAUUUGAGAUUCUUCAAAUAGCCACCCUUUGCCUUGAUGACAGCUUUGCACAUUCUUGGCAUUCUCUCAAACAGCUUCAUGAGGUAGUCACCUGGAAUGCAUUUCAAUUAACAGGUGUGCCUUCUUAAAAGUUAAUUUGUGGAAUUUCUUUCCUUCUGAAUGCAUUUGAGCCAAUCAGUUUUGUUGUGACAAGGUAUGGGGGUAUACAGAAGAUAGCCCUAUUUGGUAAAAGACCAAGUCCAUAUUAUGGCAAGAAUAGCUCAAAUAAGCAAAGAGAAACGACAGUCCAUUAUUACUUUAAAACAUGAAGGUCAGUCAAUCCGUAACAUUUCAAGAACAUUGAACGUUUCUUCAAGUGCAGUCGCAAAAACCAUCAAGCGCUAUGAUGAAACUGGCUCUCAUGAGGACCUCCACAGGAAUGGAAGACCCAGAGUUAACUCUGCUGCAGAGGAUAAGUUAAUUAGAGUUGCCACCCUCAGAAAUUGCAGCCCAAAUAAAUGCUUCACAGAGUUUAAGUAACAGACACAUCUCAACAUCAACUGUUCAGAGGGGACUGUGUGAAUCAGGCCUUCAUGGUCGAAUUGCUGCAAAGAAACCACUACUAAAGGACACCAAUAAGAAGAAGAGACCUGCUUGGGCCAAGAAACACGAGCAAUAUACAUUAGACCAGUGGAAAUUGGUCCUUUGGUCUGGAGUCAAAAUUUGAGAUUUUUGGUUCCAACCGCCGUGUCUUUGUGAGAUGCGGUGUGGGUGAACGGAUGAUCUCCGCAUGUGUAUUUCCCACUGUAAAGCAUGGAGGAGGAGGUGUUAUGGUGUGGGGGUGCUUUGCUGGUGACACUGUCUGAUUUAUUUAGAAUUCAAGGCACAGUUAACCAACAUGGCUACCACAGCAUUCUACAGCGAUACGCCAUCCCAUCUGGUUUGGGCUUAGUGGGACGAUUAUUUGUUUUUCAACAGGACAAUGACCCAACACACCUCCAGGCUGUGUACAGGCUAUUUUACCAAGAAGGAGAGUGAUGGAGUGCUGCAUCAGAUUACCUGGCCUCCACAAUCCCCCGACCUCAACCCAAUGGAGAUGGUUUGGGAUGAGUCAGACCGCAGAGUGAAAGAAAAGCAGCCAAGAAGUGCUCAGCAUAUGUGGGAACUCCUUCAAGACUGUUGGAAAAGCAUUCCAGGUGAAGCUGGUUGAGAGAAUGCCAAGAGUGUGCAAAGCUGUCAUCAAGGCAAUGGGUGGCUAUUUGAAGAUUCUCAAAUAUAAAAUAUACUUUGAUUUGUUUAACACUUUUUUUGGUUACUACAUGAUUCCAUAUGUGUUAAUUCAUAAUUUUGAUGUCUUCACUAUUAUUCUACAAUGUAAAAAAUAGUAAAGAUAAAGAAAAACCCUUGAAUGAGUAGGUGUGUCCAAACUUUUGACUGGUCGUGUACUUCAAAACAACUUGUGUACCUCUAAUAUUCUGGUAUACAUAAGAUGUGCACAUAUAGUCAUUAUGAAAAUAUACAAUAACACCUGGAUCUGAUCACACAGACAGACUCUAAGUCACCAGCAGGGCCCAGCACUGUGUAAUGUGGUGUGUCCACUGUAUUAGCAACGCCUAACACACAUCCCAUGUUUUAUUCAUUACAAAGAGGGAAUGAAUUAGCUUCGUUUGCCCCACUCAUUUAGUUUGAUUUCCCAUGAUUCUUCACUUCCUGGCGGUCUCUAACCCUCAUCCUAUCUAAUGAAUAGAGCUGUUAGCAGUGGGCUGUCUAACAGGAAGGGACAUGGAGCAUUCCGUCCUCAGAUGAGUGGAGGAGAGGGAGAGAGGUGGAGACUGGAGAGGGUAUGGGGGAGACUGGAGAGGGAAUGGAUAAGACUUGAGGGGGAGGGGGGAGACUGGAGGGGGUAUGGGGAAACUGGAGAGGGAAUGGGGGAGACUGGAGAGGGAAUGGAUAAGACUUGAGGGGGAGGGGGGAGACUGGAGGGGGAAUGGGGAAACUGGAGGGGGGGAAUGGGGGAGACUGUAGGGGGAAUUAGGGGAGACUCGAGGGGAAAUGGGGAGACUUGCACCUGUGUGUUGUUGUUGACUCUGGUUCAGUUGACUCUGGUUCAGUUGACUGUGGUUCAGUUGACUCUGAUUCAGUUGACGUGACAUCCCUAUUAGUGCAAACAAUGGAGGUGUUAGCAGUUGAGAUAAGAAAAGUGAAACUUAGUUUCUAAAGUAACCACUGUGCAGAAACUAUUGUGUACCAGUACUCUCUUUCCGCUCUCUCUCUCUCUCUCGCUCUCUCUCUCUCUCUCUUGUUUAUUGACAUCGAUGGAGUUUAGACAGAGUGGAGGAAUCUAGAGUACUGUGAACAACACUGUGAAAUGUGUGGCAGGGAGAAGGUCUCUCCUUUCCCCCCUCUCUGUCUCUCCCUAGGGGACUCUGCCAUAUUGCAGCCUAUGGUAUGAAAUGAACAGGUGCUGCCUUCAUCUGGCAUAGUGUUCCACUCUCCUCCUCCCCUGUCUUCUUUUUUUAUACCUCCCACUCACCUGGCUCUCUCUCUUCCACCUCUCACUCUCCUUCCCGCCCUCCCUCUCUCUCUCUUUGAUUCCCCUCGUGUUGACAGCCCAAAAGGCUGCAGCAUGAUUUCUCCUUCUAGCAGCUGUUCCCUCUCUUAAUUGAGCAGACAGAGUGAAGGAGGAAAAUAAGUUAAAGAUGAGGGAGAGGAAGGAUGAACAGCCUGGCUGGAGAAGAGUGGCAGGGUGGACACUACCUGUCUGUCCCCCUCUCCUGCCACACAGAAACGCACACACACACCUUCAGACUCACUCUCCCACACACACCCUUCCCUGUCAAGAGUAGGACCAUCUGUAGCAGCACUAAUGACCUGGCUCCACUCUGCUGCCUUCACAAGGAGACUGGCUGUGAGUGUGUGAACUUAGGGUGAACUGGUGACUCUAGUCUGUCCUCUGGUUCCUGUCACCUAGCUGUUAGUUUGUUCUCUCUCUCCCCUCUAACCUUCACUGCCUCUCUCUAGGAAUUUCCCUCUAGCCUUUAUCUGAACUCUUACAAGACUUGAGCGUCUCCUCUCUAACCUGUUAGCUAAGCCUGCUACUGUCAUUUACCCCUGUUCAGAUCUAGCUGUUUAAACUAAAGGUUUCUCCCUGUUCAGAUCUAGCUGUUUAAACUAAAGGUUUCUCCCUGUUCAGAUCUAGCUGUUUAAACUAAAGGUUUCUCCCUGUUCAGAUCUAGCUGUUUAAACUAAAGGUUUCUCCCUGUUCAGAUCUAGCUGUUUAAACUAAAGGUUCUCCCUGUUCAGAUCUAGCUGUUUAAACUAAAGGUUUCUCCCUGUUCAGAUCUAGCUGUUUAAACUAAAGGUUUCUCCCUGUUCAGAUCUAGCUGUUUAAACUAAAGGUUCUCCCUGUUCAGAUCUAGCUGUUUAAACUAAAGGUUCUCCCUCAAUCUUUGGGAUAUGUUAAUGACAUUUGACUUCUCUCCUCUUUCUGUCCCAGAGAAGCAUUGCAUACCUGUUCCCCUCCGGCCUGUUUGACAACAAAGCCAAACCACUGAUGAAGGUAAGACUAGACUUCCUCCAUAUCUCCUGUUCUGUCUCAUGUAGAAGUGGAUUAACUCAUCAACUUCAAAUUCAUUAGUGAUUCAAAAUCUUCAUCCAUCUUUUCUUCCAGCAUCCGGAUGAAGUGUUUCCAAAACAGAGAGGUAGGUCCUUCUUAAAUAGAUUUACAACUGAGACUGAUUGUUCUACUCCUAUGGUCAUUUUCACUGUGUGUGAUAGCUGCACUUAUACAACAUCACCAGCAGGGGGACCACUCUUGAGUUUUUGCUCAAUCUCUAAUAGUGAUUGGGCCUGAUAGAGUAAAGCAGUUUACUCCAAUGGCCUAAAUAUCUCUCUCUCUCUCUCUCAUCCUCUAGCUGUCCAAUGGGGUGCAGAUGGACGACCAUUCCACUUUCUGUUCUACACAGGAAAGCAGUCCUACUACUCUCUAAUGCACGUGAGUACUGGAUGUGUGUGUGUGUGUGUGUGUGUGUGUGUGUGUGUGUGUGUGUGUGUGUGUGUGUGUGAGAAAGAGACAGGGAGGAGAAAGACUGAUGGUGGAUGUUUUUCUGGAGGUAGAAUGCCCCCAGCCUUAGCCUCCAGGGCCCUAUUUAUGGGAGAGAGAGGCUUCUGAUCCCCAGGGAAAGGUGCUCCUGUCACAUCCCAUUUCACACACACAGCCAGAGCUAUAGCAGCAGGAGGGGUGGGGUAGGUGGGAGGGAGGGAGAGAGGGGUGGGGUAUGGAGGGAUGGAGAGAGAUGUGGAUAGAGGUAAGGAGGGAUGGAGAGAGGAGGAGCAGUGGAGAGGAAGGGGGGGAGAGUAUUUGGGAGAGGUGGGUUGAGGAAGGUAGGGAGGGGUGCAGACAGGGAGGGGGGGUGACUGUGUCUGUGACGGGCCCCUCUGUCCCUGUCCUAAAUCGUGUUUCAGGCCUGGCUCGGUGACUAUCAUGGCUGAUAGUCAGGCUUUGUGCCUGGAUGAGAGCUGCUCUGCCCUGGGGAUUUACCCAGAGAGGUAGAGGGUCCCUGGAGACUGGUGCUGUAGACUAGCUACCUACCCACCCAGCUUACCCUCCAUCUUUUGUCUUUUUCCUUCACUCUCCCUCUUUACCUUCCUCUUGUUUAUAUGGUUGAUUUGACCUUGGACAGAGGUGUGUUUCACCGGUAGAUAAGAGGUGUGUUUCACCGGUAGAUCAGAGGUGUGUUUCUCCGGUAGAUAAGAAGUGUGUUUCUCCGGUAGAUAAGAGGUGUGUUUCUCCGGUAGAUAAGAGGUGUGUUUCUCCGGUAGAUAAGAGGUGUGUUUCUCCGGUAGAUAAGAGGUGUGUUUCUCCGGUAGAUAAGAGGUGUGUUUCUCCGGUAGAUAAGAGGUGUGUUUCUCCGGUAGAUAAGAGGUGUGUUUCUCCGGUAGAUAAGAGGUGUGUUUCUCCGGUAGAUAAGAGGUGUGUUUCUCCGGUAGAUAAGAGGUGUGUUUCUCCGGUAGAUAAGAGGUGUGUUUCUCCGGUAGAUAAGAGGUGUGUUUCUCCGGUAGAUCAGAGGUGUGUUUCUCCGGUAGAUCAGAGGUGUGUUUCUCCGGUAGAUAAGAGGUGUGUUUCUCCGGUAGAUAAGAGGUGUGUUUCUCCGGUAGAUAAGAGGUGUGUUUCUCCGGUAGAUAAGAGGUGUGUUUCUCCGGUAGAUAAGAGGUGUGUUUCUCCGGUAGAUAAGAGGUGUGUUUCUCCGGUAGAUCAGAGGUGUGUUUCUCCGGUAGAUAAGAGGUGUGUGUAUCCUGGCAGUAUUUUGUCCUCUUGUCAAACCCCCCCCCACCCCUUGCCCUGCAGCAAACCCUGGCUCCCUGCUGUUAGUUUAAAUAAGGAUGUCAGACCAGACGUGUCUGAGAGGGAGGGAGGGAGGGCUGUCUGUCUCUCUGAGGGAAAACUCUCUCUUUUUCUCUCUAUUGCCCCCCCCCCCCCCGUCCUUUUGAUUUUCUCCCUCUUUCUCUCUGUUCUCUCUCUCCAUCUCUCCCCUCCCCCUCUCAGCCUAGACCCCUGCAGAGCAGCCCGACCAUGUACAACAAACACCCCAGUGUGCCUUGCAGGGGAGAAUUGAGUCUGGGAUUAAAAGGGGGACGGGUCACUACUCUCUCUGUUUCCCCUCUUUCUAUCCGUCUCUCUCACUACACAGCAUAUUGUUUGAUACCUUUGGAAUAAUCACAAUCCCAAGAUUUUAGUGCUAAUUAACUCCGUAAACACACAUCUACUUACAUGUGCACAGUACUUUAUUUACAGCCACAACACCUCCUCUCACCCCCAUAAUACAUCACACACACACACAGCUCUGCCAAGUCAGUGGAGUGUAAAGCUGACUGUGUGAAUGAGGAAGAGGCUUCCAGGUUGAGUGCUCUGUGGCUCUGGUGGGUUUAGCCAGCGUGGCACAUUAGCCCCCUCACUGCUCCACUGCCCUCUCUAUCUUAUCUACCCCCUACCCUACCCACUGCUGAGGGGAACCAGGGGAACCCCCCCUUCAUAUCUAAACCCCCUCUUACUACCUCAACGUGAUCAUGUUAGAGCGGGGUCUGUAGCCUCUGAAGCCAGAGGAGUUCAUUCUCAUAUUCCUCAGAGCUUUGCUAUAUAAGGACACACCGGUGAAGCCAUGCCAAAACCAUGCUAACAGGGUGCUUCACACUGCUUAUUGAAUUUGAAGAACUAGGAGUGAGUCAAGAGAGAGUUGAGUAUAAAAUAUUCAAGUAUAGGAGGCAUUCAUUUCUCUUCCAUAUUGCUUUCUCUCUAUGAUCGGCUUCUCGCAAAUGUGUAGAUCAUUGCGCCCCCUCGCCCACUAUCCUCCUCUCUUUCAUCCAGGCCUCUAUAUUUAUACCUGAAUCAUUUUCCAGCCAUUGUAGGGCCCAGUAUUCACAAAUGUGUAACGCAAAACCCCCUCACACCAACCCCUACCCUCCCUUUUUAUAAAGAUUUUUGUAUUACUUAUUUUUUUGUGACACAAAUUGGUUUUUGCUUGAUGUUUGCUUCCCCCCCCCCUCUGUCUGUCUGUCUCGCUCUCUGUGGCGGAGUGUUGGCGGAUUAGACUCCACUCUAUCAAGAAGGAAUUAAACAAACAUCUGCUGAAUAAUGGACAGGGAAAGGAGUUCUCGCCCAGUCGCGUGGAGGAGGGGGUGCAAGGGGGGUUGAGGCUGCUUCGGGACGUGACCAGAAUACCAGCCUGCCUGCCCGGCUCGGGUCUGGGCCCGCUACCGCCAGCCCCAACGUACCGUACCGCUUGAUGGGCUAACGCCAAGCUUGUGGGCGCGAUGCCAAUUUAGACAAGCGUGCCCGCGGACGGCGACUAGCUAGGGCUCUCGCUUCUCGGGGAGAAAGGAGGAGUCGGCUAUAGCCCAAGUGCUCCCCAAUUCAAUUUCCCCACCCAAUUAAAUCCAGCCAAGGAUGGGGAGAGAGAUGGGAUCUGCUUUCAUAAUGGAGAAUUCUCUCUCUUUCUCUAUCUCAAGGGUUUGUGUGUGUGUGUGUGUGUGUGUCAGAAUAUACAAUGCACUCCAUACUGGUCUUUUCUUGAUACAAUGCAAAUACAGAUUGUUAAUAUUGAGUGAAAGGUUCAUAGACCAUAUGGAGUUAGAUGUUGUUUUGUGUCCUCCUGGCCCAUUCAGGACACCUCCACUAAAGCCCUGGCAGUAGAGAAGCAACAGGACCGUCUGAGAGGAAAGGGUCUCUUCACCCAGGACACCAAGCAGAUGUGAGGGUGUUGUUUUCACUGAGCAGUGAAAUACUUUCACCAGUUAAUGUUGAUGCGUGUGUGUAUCUAACUGUGUCUGUCUUCAGUUCUCUGGUGGGUAGUCGGUGGUUGCUGAAAGAAGAGCUGGAGGAGUUGUUGGUGGAGAACAUCUCAGAUCACGAUGUAAGAAGGAGCUCUUUUAAUGUCAUCACAUCCAGAUAUCUGCUGCUUUCCCUCAUUCCUCCUCCUUCCCAGUUCUGCUGUGAUAGUAUUUACUGAGAAAAAAUACCUUAGAUAUCACUAGCUAGGUUUCCAUCCAAUUGGUGACAGAUUUUCAUGUGAAUAUUAAAAAAUCAGCAUAAAUAAAAUAUGCACAUGUCCCACCAGAGAAGAAUUGAAUUGUUCCAGAUAAAAGUAUGUGGGUGAUGAGGUAGUGCACAUAAAAAUAAAGUUUGAAUAAAAAAUACAAGUUAAAUGGAUUUCUCGCAUUUUCAACUCUGAUAGUUUUGUCACAAAUGUUGCGUUAUAUAGCGAAUGUGCCCACUGGUAUUGGUACGUGCGCUCUAGCCAACAGCUAGCAGAUAUAUUAUGGACAAAAGAGCGUAUUCUUUUAAUUUGUCAAAUGGCAGCCAAGCAUCGAUCAUCAUGUCACCAGAAUAAGACCCUCGAUAUUUAUUGGAAAGGAGCAUCAAGCUCAUCACCUUGCACUUUCACCACCUUGUGAAGUUCAUAACUUAUUUAAUCUGCUGCCUAAUAAAUUCCAUGCUUUCCCGAGUCGAAGUGGGAGGACCACGCAACAUAUCAUCGCCUGACUCCAGGUUUACUUCGAUAUGGUUAUUAUAUCAAUAUUUGCGCAUAAAAACGUUUCCACCGCCAUUUCUCGACAUCAUUAAAUUUACCGACACAAACAGAUCCCGACUUGUCUAGCGUAUUUUGUUUGUCAGCAUUUGGAAAGCUUGCCGAUAGAUUUACUGUUUCCAUCAUGCCUUCCAAUAUUUUAAAUGUAUUUGUAAUUUGUAUGUACUUUACUCACAUAAAAUGUUGGAUGGAAACCUGGUUAUGGGGAUCCUAGAUACUGUAUCACUGGUAUGAUGCAGUUCACCUAGUCACCACAAGAGGUUGUUGUUCAGACACUGAACAGAGCCAUACAACGCCAAUAGAAAGAAUGCGUGUGUGCUUAUGUUCUUACGCUCUGGGGUGAGGUUUCCCCUACAGAUCCAGGAUCAGCGUCCCCUCCCCCAAUCCUAACCUUUGCCAUUAGUGGGGGAAAUGCUAAACUGACCCAAGAUCAGCGUCUAAGGGAAACUCCUAUUCUUACAUGUUGUGUGUUUCACUCCUCAGUAUGCACGGUUCAUCCAGCUGAUGGAGAGGUUGCUGUCUCUGCCCUACUGCUCUGUGGAGGAGGACUUUGUCCAGCGGUACCGCAGACAGCUGGAGAUCCAGUCCUCCAAGCAGCAGGUCCAGCCACUACAGAACGACCAGCACGGAGUGGCAUACAGCACCGGAGAUGGUAAAACAGCAAUCAAUCAAUUAAUACGAUUGGGCUUUUAUCAAUCAAUUAAUCAAUAGCAUAGCAUUUAUUUACAUUUGUCUCAAAGCAGUUGACAGCAACCCGGGUCUAAAUUUCACGACAGUUUCAGUAAUCUCUUCCUUUCAAAGAAUCAACUACAGUCAUUGGUUGGCCAGGGCUUCAUGGUAAAAGAGAGAGAUCUAUCUCAAUGGGACUCACCUGGAGAAAUAAAGGAUAAUUCAUUUUGUGUCUGUGUGUGUGAAUGUGUGGUUCCCAGGCAGGAGGAAGACUGCUACAGCUACUGUCCUGCUGAGAGAUAGUGGCUCAGGAUCCAUCAGCAUCAACGGAACAAACUAUGUCCACUACUUCCCUGUCCUGCAAGACCGGUCUGUAUUCCUUCCCAUUAGACAUCCAUCUUAUUGUAUAAAAUAGCCUGUGCUUUCAGACCAGUACUGAUGAAGUAGGAGACCGAUCGGAGAGGAACCUUUAGAGGAUUUACAUGCCCCCCUUAGUGUUGCCUCACCCCCCAAAUACAUCAAAAGUCCCUGCUGCUUUCCACACGACACUCCUCUCCCAAUCCCUCCUUCACGUGCACGCCGUGCCACGUGCACUCUCAAACAAAACGCUGUUGAACAGUAGCGUUAUGUUGCACUUCACUGUGUUAUAGCUUCUUAUGUAUCUGGGAUAUAGCAGAGAUAAUUACACAACUGUGUGUGUGUGUGUGUGUUGGGGUGUUAUCUCCUGGGCUGAGGACAGACUGAGACAGGAAUAAUAGGACCUGAAGGAUGACGGUGGUUUGACUGUGUCAGCAAUACGCCUUUCAUUUAGUCUGUUGGGACGUGGGCCAGAACACUCAGAUACACACACCCCUCAUCUGUCUUUUUCAUGCUGAGUCAGAAGGUGACUGGUAGAAAUUGGUCUAGCAAGGUUAAAGGCUCUAUACACACAACACUGCCUUUAUCUGGUAUCUCACGUCAGUGUCUCCAUGAGUCAAAGAGUGACUGCUGUAGUCUAACUAUGACUCGGUCUCUCUAGCAGUAGUUUACAUCUUACGUCUCAUCAUCUGUAUCUCACUGUCCAGUGUCCACUCCAUUGACUGGCUCUUUGUGCAUCGCGCUCCUCGCCCCGAGCGCGUCGUUGCAUCCCUGUCUCUGGCCUCUAUCUCUGUGCAGAGAGAUCUCCUCUUUCUCAUCAGAUCUCGUCUCUAUCUCUCUCUCCUGUCUUGCAUCUCUUCUCUCUCUAUCUCGAUCUAUUCCUGAGCUCUCUCUUCUUUCUCUCUCUCUUCUCGUGCUCUCCUCGCUCUUUACGUUCUCUCUCUCUCUCAAUCCUUUCUCUCUCCCUCUCUCUCUCUCUCUCUAUCCUGUUCUCUCUCCCCCCCCCCCAUCUCUAUAUAUCCGUUCUCUCUCUCUCCUCCCCCCUCUCUCUCUCCCCCUGUUUUGUGCUCCUCUCUCUCUCAUUCUCUCCCUCGUAACCAACCCCUCUUUCUCCCUCCCUCCUUUCCACCUCUCUCCCUCUCUCCCUCCCUCAAUCAUUUUAUCCCUCCCCUCUCCAUACCCUUCCUUUAUCCUCCCUCCCCUCCCUUCUCUCCAUCCCCAUCCCUCUCCUCUCCCCCUGACAGGGAGCAGUUGAUGUUCCCCCUCCACUUCAUGGGGGUGCUGGGGAGGUUUGACAUGCAGUGCAGUGUGAGUGGCGGGGGCCAUUCCAGCCAGGCGGGGGCGCUACGCCUCGCCAUCUCCCGCGCCAUGCUCAGCUUCCUGUCUGAGGGACAGGUGGAGACCAUGAGACAAGGUGGAUAGUGGUACUACACACACACACAACCAAUGAGACACACACACACACACACAUCAUUCAGAAAGCUUCAUUAUCUAUUAAAUGUACAUCAAAUUAACAACAUUGGCUGCUGUUCCUCUGUUGCGUUGUCGUUGAUGUAUUAUACUGUUUUUGGUUUGACCUUUGACCUGCAUCUCUGCCUCCCUCUCAGCUGGGCUGCUGACCCCUGACCCCAGAAUAAAGGAGAGGAAGAAGCCGGGCCAGGAGGGAGCGAGGAGGAAGUUCACCUGGAAGAAACGCUGAGGUAGAGGAGAGAAUGGAACUGGACAGUGAGAAUGGUCCUGGCUCACAGAGCUCUGUCUAUUUUAGGACUAGCUGUCAGACUGCCAGAACACAGGGAAAUCAGAGCAACAUCUUAAUCAACAUUAUCUUCCUCUGAGGGCAGAACUGUUAUUAGUAAGUGGACAAAUUGUUCAUCCAACCCCUAUUUUAGCUUUUUGUAUGUCCCCUAAAGGUGUUUUAGAUCUGGGAAAUAGCCAUCAAGUAGAUGACUCAAAUACCUGUACAAAUGCAAAGGGGUUCUGUCCAUGUGAGGGCGGAAUUCCCAACUCCAUAUAGGCUGUAAUGUGUUUUCUCAGCCACCAGAGGGCCAUCUCUGACAACACACCUGUCCAUUGACUGUCUUUGUCUGUAUAUUGGAAAUAAAAUGUUGUUUUUCAUAUA